AUGACAGGAGACUGGGACUCACCAGAACCAUUGUGGUAUCUUGCGUCCCCGGCGGAGGGGUCUGUGCGUCGUGAACGAUCUGUGGUCGAGUGGUUGAGUGUGUUAAUUGCUGGGAAGCGAAUGUGUGUGUGUGAGUGUAUAGUAGGCAACGUUCUGGAAAGUCGAAGUAGGUCUCGUGUGGGCGAGGCGGUUGGCGCACAAUUGAGACAGCAAGUGGUGCUUCUCGCGUCGCAGGUGCGAGUCAAACAGUUGGGCAGAAGGGAGGUACCGUCUAGAGAAGAUGGGAACACACAGGAGAGAUGGGAGAAACAGCAACCGAUGCUUACGAUGCUAGAACUAAGUAGAAGGGCUCGGACGUUAAACGGAUCAAUAGUGGCUACAAGGCAGAUGCAGUCGGAAAGCGUUGACGCUGAUGGAUGCGAGAAGGGACGUGUAAAACUUUGCACAGCCCCAGAAACGGCUAUUUGGAAUCUUGCAACAUGGGGCGCUGGAGCGUGCCAAUGCAACGACCGGAUCGCGGGUGGACGAGAUGUCAAUGCUACGGAGUCGACGACGAGACUGCGACGACGGAAGCACGCCGGCGGGGACGCGGGAGUCGGAGGACGGCGGGAUGGAUGGGCGGACGACCGCGGAGCAAGAUGGAGAUAG
Messenger RNA from Lindgomyces ingoldianus, 648 nucleotides. RefSeq lists its product as uncharacterized. NCBI's taxonomy places the organism in Eukaryota, Fungi, Ascomycota, Dothideomycetes, Pleosporales, Lindgomycetaceae. The transcript has 3 exons. The record is from RefSeq and is a predicted model, not a curated record. Bases 1 to 648 code for a protein of 215 amino acids.